Ornithodoros turicata is the source of this 3045-nucleotide messenger RNA. Its product is annotated as aminomethyltransferase, mitochondrial-like. Lineage: Eukaryota; Metazoa; Arthropoda; Arachnida; Ixodida; Argasidae. Gene Ontology annotation, molecular function: aminomethyltransferase activity; protein binding. The record is from RefSeq and is a predicted model, not a curated record. Gene Ontology annotation, cellular component: mitochondrion. The coding region runs from base 193 to 1428 and encodes 411 amino acids. The transcript is spliced from 8 exons. Gene Ontology annotation, biological process: glycine catabolic process.
CUUGUUUAUCUGUGCAGUCAUCACGUGGCUUUGAUUGGUUUUGAUUUGGCUCCUCACACGAUGUACCCUCGUUCUUGAACCAAUAUUGGGAUUGCGAUAAGUGUUGUUGAUGCAGCUUUUGUCUUCUCGAUUAGUGGUGUGUGCGGUUGUAGCUUUACGGAGCCCCGUCCGGCAGUUUGAAGUGUGAUUGUAAUGAAGCCAUACAAGUACAUAAGUACCCUUCUGAGCCGAGCGAAACUAUGGAAAACGGGCGAAUAUCAACAGCGACUUUUAAGUGAUGAGGCAAGCUUGAGGCGUACUGUUCUCUAUGACUUCCAUGUGAAGCAUGGUGGAAGGAUGGUUCCUUUUGCUGGCUUUGCAAUGCCAGUGCAGUACUCAUCGCAUAGUAUAACAGCAUCUCAUCUGCACACACGAGAUCACGUGAGCAUGUUCGAUGUCUCACAUAUGCUGCAAAGCAAAAUCCACGGUGAAGAUCGUGUGAAGUUUAUGGAGAGCCUCGUCGUGUGUGACAUCGAAGGCUUAGCAGAAAAUACAGGGUCCUUGAGUGUCUACACGACACAAAGUGGGGGAAUCAUUGAUGACUUGAUUGUGAGCAAAGCGUCCGAUCACCUCUACAUUGUAUCCAAUGCUGGUCGCAUCGAACAGGAUGUUGCACAUGUCAAGAGCAAGUUAUCUGAAUUUCAGAAGAAGGGAGGCAAGGCAGAGUUGGAGCUUCUUCCAAACCAUGCUCUUCUUGCUGUACAGGGCCCAGGCAUGUCAAAAGUACUGCAGCCCCUUGUAGACUGUGAAUUGAGUAAAUUGACAUUUAUGUGCACAACUGUAGCAACGGUAGCAGGUAUUCCACACUGCAGAGUAACUCGCUGUGGAUAUACUGGUGAAGAUGGUGUUGAGAUCUCUGUUGUGGCCCACAGAGCAGAAGAACUUGUAAAUGCCUUAUUAUCAUCGAAAGAUGAUGAUGUCUGGUUGGCUGGCUUGGGUGCCAGGGACACACUACGUCUUGAAGCUGGGCUCUGUCUCUAUGGCAAUGACAUCUCUGAAGAAACAACACCUGUUGAAGCUGGCCUCUCAUUCACAAUCGGAAAACGCAGGAGACAUGCUGCUGAUUUUCCUGGUGCUCGGGAGAUAUUGGAACAACUCAAGAAUAAACCAUCGAGGCGAAGGGUGGGACUGAUAGCGUCUGCAGGAGCACCAGCAAGAAGUCAUUUCACCAUCUAUGAUGAAUCAGGAACAAACAGGUUGGGUGAAGUUAGCAGUGGUUGUCCAUCUCCAAGUCUGAAGGCCAAUAUUGCCAUGGGCUAUGUGCCCACUGCCUAUUCAAAAGUUGGUACUAGGGUGAAGGUCGAAGUACGCAAGAAUUUGGUAGAAGCAACUGUCACCAAGAUGCCAUUUGUCCCCACAAAGUAUUAUACUGGCACUACAAAAAACUAGGCAUUCUUAAAAAAGAAAAGAAAAUUUUUAGUUUUUGAGAUGAAGUUGGUCAAGUGUAUGGAAUGCAUUUCAUGUAACAGCAUCUUGGAAAUUAGUCCUGGAAAUUAGUCUGAAAAAUUACUGCACAGUACAAGUUUUGAAAUCAUGGAUUUUCCACAUGUUCCCUUGUGAAUCCGAAUUAAAUUCACUCUAACCCAGUUUACCUUAAUUCUGUACAUAGUGCGGCUGGAUGCGGCUGCGUAGAAAUAAACUCUUGAAUGUGUUUUCAUUAGACCAAUCACGUAGCUGCAUUGUUGCUGGUAUGAGGGAAGCUUUGCAAGUAUUCUAGUGUAAGCUUUAUGGAUUCUGUCCUGUAUGGUUGGUAGGGGGGGCAGUAGUGUAGCCAGAAAAGAUAUUUUGGGAGGGGUUCCAUGGGAAUUUACAUAGAGAGAAAGAUUGCAUCCCAGUUCCCCCUCUUCGAAUGCAUUGCCAAAGAUGUGAGCUGGGGGGACUGGAGCAUAUGACCUCCCCCCCCCCCCCUGUUUUUCUCUUUUUUUUGGGGGGGGGGGAGGGGUGAAUUCAUCACAUGAACAACAAGCAAACUCCAUGACAGAUAUGAGAGUCCCACUCCCUAUGCACAGAGUGUGUAAGCAGUAGCUGUCUGCAGUUGUAUGCUGUCUUGUUUCCCACAUAGUAUCCAAAAAUGUUACAUCUGCAAAGCAAUGCAGUGUCACAGAGGGACACCUGCAGUCCGAUGAAGCUUAAUUUCCAGGAAAUACAGCACUGACUGUUUGUAGUGAUUGUAAUGGAAGUCGCAAAAAACGUUCACUAUGUCCACUAAUUCAGUGCAAGCACUGACAGGUGUGUCUAGGAGUAAGUUCCAUCUCUGGAGCCAUGUAAGCAGUCAAAUAUAGCACCAAGAUCUUUGCUUUGAUCAUGAACAACAUAUGGUAAGUGUCGCCAAGUCACAUUAAAAAAAAAAUGCAAAUAACAGAAAGAACUUCAAAGCCCCAAAAGGUAGCAUUUUAGGCAGAUGUAUGUUGUAGUAGUUCAGUUUUUGUAGUGAAGUAGUUGAAGUGUUGUGGAUCUUGUGUACGUACAUAACUAUAAGAACUAUAUGGAAAAGCAACAUUAAUGUGACUAUAGCGUGACUCGUUCUGUUCACUUGGUAGUGCUGAGCUCACACAUUUCAACAUAAGUGCCCAUGUCCUUGUGUAGAUUAGGGCUCUAAUAUGUCCUUCGAAGUUAAGCUCACAGGAUCACAGUUUCUGUCGCAAAAGUUGAAAACUACAGUGAUUGGGACCUUUUAAGCGUCCUUGUUGCUCAUUACACCAAUGAAAUUAAUGUGGUAUUUGAAUGCUGCUCUAUUUUUGCUGUUGUGACCGUCGUAUUGUCAUUGCUGUUGGGACUGUCAUAAAAGUGCCAAAUGAGUCAUGCUUGUUAUGUUAUAGCAGCACUAGUCACAAUGAUGCAUGCUCAAUACAUACUUUUAUACUGAACAUAUGAACCAAAGCUUAUUUUGUGAGUGUUUUACACACUUUUGUACUGCAAUAUUAUUUUGGCUGCUUACAGGUGUGUAGUAAUAGAAGUCACCAGUGGCUUCCGUUCCCACCUCAUUAAAAUGUGCUUGUUACGAGA